AUGUCUGGAAUCCCGCAAGAUUUAAUUGAUAAACUGCAAGCCUUUGAUGAAAAGUUAUCAGCAGUCGAAGAUUUAGUGGAUAAAAUUACAGAAGGAGGCGUAGACAAACAUUAUGAAGUAAGUUUUUUUUCGUUCAUCAAUUUCGAAAUCAAUAAUUUCAAUUGAAAAUCUCGUUUUCUUUGUCAGAGAAAAGCUCAUGAUAUGGCGAUCGUUGAUUCAGCUUCAAUGUUUCUAAUGGAUAGUUUAUUAUGGGCGACACAUGGAUUGAAGGGAAAAGUUGCGAAUCAAAAUGAUGAAUUAAUGGUUGAUUUAGCUCGAACAAAACGAAUGACAGCGGAUAUGAAAGAAGUUAAUGAGCGACAAGAUGCGCCACGAAUCAAUCAACAAGCUGCACAGGUAUGAAAAUCUAAAUAUUCCCAAUUUAAAUAUAGAUUCAUUAUUUUACAGAACUUUGUGCGAAAUGCGUUGUGGGAAGUUCCAGAUGCCAAGAAAUAA
Molecule: messenger RNA, 495 nt
Organism: Caenorhabditis angaria
Lineage: Eukaryota; Metazoa; Nematoda; Chromadorea; Rhabditida; Rhabditidae
Source: the annotation of a GenBank genome assembly